Messenger RNA from Zea mays, 753 nucleotides. Its product is annotated as metal ion binding protein. Lineage: Eukaryota; Viridiplantae; Streptophyta; Magnoliopsida; Poales; Poaceae. The record is from RefSeq and is marked provisional. The coding region runs from base 177 to 662 and encodes 161 amino acids. Gene Ontology annotation, molecular function: metal ion binding. The transcript has 2 exons.
AGAGCUAGCUAGCUCAGAGAAGAGAAGAGCUGUUGCGUAGCGCGCGCGCGCGCGCUGUGACGACGACUGUGAGUAGCGAGAGAGUGAGUGAGUGGUGACUAUUUCAAGAACAUCAGCUCGACCGUUUCUUCGACCCCGCGCCCUUUCCUGCUAGUAGCUUUGGAACUAACUGAACCAUGGGAGGCACGCUGGAGUACCUGUCGGACCUGCUGGGCGGCUGCAGCAGCAGCAGCCGGCGCCGGUACAACAGGAGGACGCAGUUCCAGACGGUGGAGCUCAAGGUGCGCAUGGACUGCGACGGCUGCGAGAUGAAGGUCAGGAACGCCCUCUCCCGCAUGAAAGGGGUGCAUUCCGUGGAGAUCGACCGGAAGCAGUCCAAGGUGACGGUGCAGGGGUACGUGGAGCCUCACAAGGUGGUCAAGCGGGUGCAGGCCACGGGGAAGAAGGCGGCCGAGAUCUGGCCCUACGUGCCCUACAGCCUCGUCGCGCACCCUUACGCCGCGCCGGCCUACGACAGGAAGGCGCCGCCGGGCUACGUGCGCAGGGUCGACGCCGUCAUGCCCGCCUCCAGCUACGGCGGACCCACGGCGGCCGGCCCGCAGGAGGAGCGGCUCGUCAACAUGUUCAGCGACGACAACCCCAACGCAUGCUCCAUCAUGUGAAUUUCAAUUACUACUGUGUCAAAUAGCUAUAGACCACGGGUGCAGCUCUCUUCGAUCACAGAACAAGUAUAUGCAUGGUCGCCUCGGUUGG